Salpingoeca rosetta is the source of this 1397-nucleotide messenger RNA. RefSeq lists its product as uncharacterized. The coding region runs from base 79 to 1089 and encodes 336 amino acids. NCBI's taxonomy places the organism in Eukaryota, Choanoflagellata, Craspedida, Salpingoecidae. Gene Ontology annotation, cellular component: membrane. The record is from RefSeq and is a predicted model, not a curated record. The transcript has 7 exons.
AUUUUCCCAGCUGCUGUUGCUGCCACCAACCAAACUUCCUGAACACCACCAACACACACAGCGCCAGUGGCUUGAGGGAUGAACGCGUUGGUGGAGCAAGUGCUGGAGAUGGAGGUGGUGGGCAGUGAGGUGAAGGCUGCUGCCUUGAACCAUGCCGUUGAGGCGCACCGCGCUGCUUUGCCGCUACUGUGUUCCAUCUACAACACCAUCACGGAUGUGGAUGGACUGGUGGACUUGUACUGGAACUCGGAUGCAAUGGCUGUGGCUGUGGUUGGCUUCAUGGCGUCUGCUCUCUUCUGCAUCAUUGCAGGUCCCUUGACGGGCGACUACAGCUGGGUGGACCGCAUGUGGUCCCUUUGGCCUGGUCUGUACACAUGGCACUUUGCUGUUCGCUCAGACUACGACUCGCGUCUCGUGAUCAUGGCAAGCCUGGCUACGCUCUGGUCGGUUCGCCUCACCUACAACUUUGCCCGCAAAGGCGGGUACAAGCUUGGGCACGAGGACUACCGCUGGCCAGAGCUGCGCAAGCGCAUGCCGCCACUGGCGUUCCAGGUCUUCAACGUCUUCUUCAUCAGCAUCUUCCAGCACUACCUCCUGCUCAUGUUUGUGUCUUCGUCCUACGUGGCGUAUCUUGGCCGCGGCACCGACCUGACUCUAGUUGACAUGGCCGCAGCCGUUCUCUUCUUCGUCUUCUUCCUCAUCGAAACCAUCAGCGACGAGCAGCAGUGGGCGUUCCAGACGCGAAAGCACGCCAUGCAGCCGCAGGAGCGGACCGGCGAUUUCGCCCGCGGUUUUCUCACGCGCGGCCUCUUCAGAUACAGCAGGCACCCAAACUUCUUCGCAGAGCAGUGUCUGUGGUGGAGCUUCUACUUGUUUGCUGUCGGUGUGUCUGGGCAGGUGCUCGGCUGGGCCGUCGUCGGCCCUCUUGUCCUCUCCCUCCUCUUCCAGGGCUCCACCCAGUUUACAGAAGAACUCUCCCUCGCAAAGUACCCUGCGUAUGCGCGCUACCAGCAGACCACAUCACGCCUCAUCCCCUGUGCGCCGGGACCAGAUAUGGACAGCAUUGACGAGGACAAGAAGACACAGUGAUGGAGAGAGUCAUGCGACGGGGAUGAUAUGGGUGAUGUGGCAUGUGACAUGUGAAAUGCGAGGUGUGGUGUUUGAUGUGUGUGACAGUGAAACACACGCAAUUGUGUGGCGGGCGCGUGUGUCGGGUUUGUUGUAUGGCGUGUUUUCAAUGCUGGUCGCGCUGUCACACAAGAGACGAAAACAGGCAUUCCUGUUCGUUUGAGCCAUUGUGUGAUCAGUACGCACUUGUCUUUGCUUUGUGUCUGAUUGGCUUUCACAGCCCUUUUCUUCCUUGUGUAUGCUGAAUGAAUGAACCAAACAUAUUGCCA